CUUCAAUAUUAAAAGAUCGCGCUCAGUUAAUUGAAUCUUCAUAUUCGAAGAGAAUUCCUAAAGCAUUAGUACAUGAUUAUCGACGUCUCAUUGCUCAAAGUGCUACAAAAGGUUGGAGUGAAACGAUUCACCGUGUCUCAAUUUCUCCAGUCAACUCGUAAUUCAGAAAAAACAAGGAUUUUUAGCCAAUGAUUACGUAGAUACAUUAUUAUUUUUAGAAGAGAUUGAAUUAAAGGAUAGUAUGGUAAGAAAAAUCACUUCAUUUUUGUGAUUGUGGUUAAACUCUUAUGUUAUUGUUCUUGUUAAAACUUAACUCUGUGGCUUCAUUUAGGUUUGUGAAUUAAGCUGUAGCUUGGUGUUUAAAAAACUUGACCUUUAGUCAUUGACUCACAGGUUAAAGGCCAAAUUCACUUAUUUGGUCGAUUGGUAUCACCAACACACACGUAAAGUGUGACUUGAAACUAUUUAUUUAUUUGAACACAAAUAUUGGUACAAAGGGGCACCGAAUAAAUAUUCGCCACAUUUCGCUAUCCGAUUCGUGUGGUGGCUGGGAUGCUACGCAUUUGUUCCCUUAGGAUCCUGCAGUCCAUGUUCACAAUUGGUUUAUAAUCAGAGUUUUCCAACUCCUCUAGGUGGAUCUUCUGUGUUCAUCAACCCACUUAUAGCUCCAGACAUUCGCUUUUCAUCCUCUCAAUUUCGUAAACAACACCCCCUCCGCUAGAAGGUAGUGAAUAGAACUUCUCUAGCAGUGGUUGUAUACGCGUGUCCAUGUGAGAGCAUUUCGAGAGGGAAAGCUGACUCUCGCCAUCCUCGGCUGUAUCAGGGCAUUUGGGUGUCUACUACAUAAAUUUAUCCUUGGUAAAUAAGUUACACUAUACUGUAUAUUUUUUAGAAGUAUUGAGUAUAUGUCACCAAAUGUUGACUAAACGUCUUUUACAUUCAUGAACGCUAUUCCAUCCAAACAGUUCAGUGCUUUUAGAUUUAAAUGGUAUUUUAUAACUCAUUGUAGCUUUAUGUUUAAAUUUUACUAAGAAUAUAGAUCAAGAUCAUCCAUUUCCUCUCUACAAUUCAUUUCGUUAUGGUCAUUUAUGAUAGAAUGAAAAUAAAACCCUGGAAUCCUGUUCUAAUAAUUACUAUAACAUUGUUCAUUAAUGAGUAGAUAGCUUCAUCAUCAGAUUGAUAUCAGCUAACGCUAACCCGCGUGGUUUGGUGUUCCAGCCAGAUUGGUUGUUAAAUCCUUAUACUGAUGGAGUCUUUAGGUCCUUCUGGAAUGAAUUCCGCGUUUUCAAGGCUCACAAACCCACCGCGUGGAGUGAUUUUGUGGGCAAUCGCGGCCCUGCAGGUCUUGGUGUGUGUAGGUGUCGUACCAAGAAGAGAAAAAUCAACAUUUUUAAAAAAUCUUGCCACACAAAUAACAAGUUUCCCAGAUGAUGUAUGCCGUCAUAAAAUACUACCUCAUUUAGUUAAUGGUUUACGUUAUGGAUCUGCUGGAGUUGAUGCUCUUCUACCUGUAUUGCGUCUUAUUCCAUUGUUAUCGGAUAAUGAUUUUCAAACCUAUGUUCUCCCAUGUCUUUUAAAAUUGUUCUCAUCACCUGAACGUGCAACACGUGUACGCCUUUUAGAACAUCUACCUGAUUUUGUACAACAUUUGCAAACAAAAUGUAUAGAAACACAAAUUUUCGGUCCAGUUUCUGCUGGUUUCACAGAUACACAUCCGGUUGUACGUGAAGCAACUGUACGUGCAAUGAUUCAUUUGGCACCAAAACUUUCAACAAAACUACUAAAUGAGAAUUUAAUAAAGCACAUAAUAACAUUACAGUCACGGGAUGCACAAGGUGGAAUUCGUACUAUGCGGAGACUAUAG
Molecule: messenger RNA, 1864 nt
Organism: Schistosoma curassoni
Lineage: Eukaryota; Metazoa; Platyhelminthes; Trematoda; Strigeidida; Schistosomatidae
Source: the annotation of a GenBank genome assembly